This is a messenger RNA of Actinia tenebrosa (Australian red waratah sea anemone), 8803 nucleotides long. Its product is annotated as protein sidekick-1-like. The record is from RefSeq and is a predicted model, not a curated record. NCBI's taxonomy places the organism in Eukaryota, Metazoa, Cnidaria, Anthozoa, Actiniaria, Actiniidae. Gene Ontology annotation, molecular function: protein binding. Gene Ontology annotation, biological process: cell-cell adhesion.
UUUUCAAAGUUUUAUUCUUUCACAAAAGAGUUCAUUAUAUCAGGUGCAAAGAAAACGUGCAAGAAACCAUAAAAUACUGCAAAACGUGUUUAUGAAGCUUUCCUAAACUGACGGCAUAGAAUAGACUGAAGAAACUGAAGAAAGUUUCAAGAUGGCGGUUCUUCACGAAAAGAAUAUUGCUAUGACUCUAUUGGUUACCUGGAUAAUAACAACAUGCAUAUCUAUCAACGGUGUACACGUGCUUGCCGAACCGAGUACUAAAAGUUUUAUAUACGAUGAUGAAACUCUUCUUGACUGUAUACCACAGGAGUUAAAGAACUUUAGUCGAAAAGUGGAGAAUGACGCGGAUUUAGUAAAAGUAACAGAUGAAGGCUAUUUCAUUCCAUUGGUGACAGGGUCAUAUUCAUUCAGAGUACACGGUAGAGCACCUAACCCAUUUUUGAAAAUAGAGCUAUUGAAUGAACAGCAGCGUUUUCCAAGCAAGUCUUUAGAAGAUGGCAAAUGGUACACAGUGGAGUUCUAUGGAAUAAAUUUAACGAAAGGCCAGAUAUUCCAGAUUUCAUUUAGAUAUGAUCAACACGUUCGCUAUGCAAUUCCGAUAAGUUUUUCUUUCGAUUCGGGAGGAAAUUGGACAAGUAUUUGGGAUCAACUUGUGAGACGGGACUCAGGAGAAUCCAAUAAAGAACACAAAUUUGUUGGUGAAUGGUCCUCGUGGACGCCAUGUAACAAGACUUGUGGUGAGCUGGGAAAGAAAUCUCGAAAAAGACUUUGUGCAGAAAAACCAUUUGCCUUAAAUUUACAAAUCAACUACACAUGCCCGUCAUUGCUUAACGAAGACAAGUCGUGCCUUGCAAAUACAUCGUGUUCAGGUGUUUUGUAUACGCUAGCGCCACCACGUGCAAUAUGUUCGCCGUUUUGUCAAAAGCAAAACAGACUUUGUGCUUUAGAAGGCCAUGACUUUCCAAAGUCUAGUGCCUUUCUAAUAUUUGAAGCCUUGGGGAAAGUCUGCAAGACAACGGAAAAAACUGAAUAUGAUAACGGGAAAGUGGUACGGAUAAGUAAAGAGGGGCUUUGCCGAGGUUAUGAAAAUAUUCCCGACACGUUCAGCUGCAAAAGCGAUGAAAUGUCUGAUACUGAUAAUGUGGUCUGUCCGUGUGCUCCUCUUCCAGUUCCACCGACCAAUGUUUCCGUGGAACAACUGAACGCAACCGCAAUAAACGUGUCCGUAAACUAUUCCCCCGACAAUCCUCGCCUGAAGUAUUACAGAACUAUUGGUAUUGAACUAAUCGACAGUCAAAGAAAAAGAAUUGCUGUACGAAGUAAAGCCUAUUCCAUAAACGCGUGGAUGAUUUUUAACGGACUCGGUAGGCAUGAUACAUACUGUAUUCAAACUCGUUCUAAGGAUGGUAAUGGAGAAGGGUUCCCUUCAAGUUGCUACAAUUUCACAAUGCACAAUGUUCCUUUAAGUGCCCCGCCCAACGUCAAUGCCACUGGAGACACUAGAACUGCAAUAUACGCUCAAUGGGACGAUCUAGACUUACAACUAAAUGGCCAGUUGAUUAAAUAUUCCGUGUACGUCCUGCUUGGAGGAAAUAUAUCUACCAGUGUCAAUACAACUGACCAGAACGUGACUAUUGGCGGUCUUCAAAUCUUUACCAAGUAUUGUGUACAAGUGUCUGCUUGGACGAUGUCUGGUGAAGGACCAUUAAGCCACUGCAAAAAAGCAAUUACCUUACAAGGGGUUCCAUUGUCUGCCCCAAGAUCUUUCGCCAUUGGAUACGUAAUGGCAGAGUUAGUAAACUUGGUCUGGGAACACGUGUUGCCCGAUCGCAAUCACGAUACUCUUGUAGGUUAUCGUGUGUACUACAUAGAGUGUAACCGGUUCGGACUAACUGCUUAUCAAGAAACGAUGUAUGGGUCAGGCCGUACUGCUAACAUAACUAGUUGGAUCAAGCCGUUCACUUGUUACUAUUUCAAACUGACCGGUUUCACGAAUGCAGGAGAAGGAAACUACACUGAAUGGAUCAACACUACAACUAAAGAAGGAGCUCCUACGGCUGCUCCAGGCGGACUUAGCUAUCAGGAACUAAGCAAUUCUUCAGUGAACAUCUCUUGGCAGAGCCUUCCAUCAAACCACGCUAAUGGAGUUAUUCGGGGGUAUAGUAUUUGCCAGUCGAUUAAUUCGUACAGCAGUGCUUGCAAUGAAAGAAUAACAACAUGUUCUGAUGUGUUACACAAAGUUGUCCGUAAUCUGGCCGUAGGGAAGAAUCACUGCUUCAAACUAAAGGCGUUCACGGCCGUUGGUGCUAGCCCUUCAAGUGACUGUCUUGAUGUAUUAAUCGAGAUGGCUCCCAACGGCUUCCCGCAAAACAUUUCUGCUACAAACACUAGCUCUACAUCAUUUAACAUCGCGUGGGAACAAGUCGAUACUGAUCUUCAGAAUGGCAUCAUUAAAGGUUAUCAAAUCUUUUGGAAGGAACUGGCAGCCAAUAACACAAAUUCUAUGACCGUAAAUGACACAAUUCAAUCCCUGGAAGUGACCAUGUUGAAAACGUUUACAACGUAUUGCGUUCAGAUACAAGCGUAUACUAGUAAGGGAAAUGGUCCUAUGAGCCCGUGCGUCCACGUGACAACAGAUGAAGGAGUGCCCUCUGUGGCUCCAACCGAUAUCCUAGUCCAACGUACCACAUCAGGAACUAUUACUAUCUCCUAUUCUCCCAUACCAAAUGAACAUGCUAAUGGCUUUCUCCUUGGAUACAGCCUAUAUGUGUUAUAUAAAUGCGAGCAGAAUCCCAAUAAGGAAGAAGCCUAUACUUUAGAUUUUGCCAGUAAUAUAACAGUCGUGAAAGUUUAUCUUCUGGCUCCAAACAAAUGUCACUCUCUGAGUGUCUCAGGCUAUACAAGAAUAGGAGAAGGCAACAUCAGUGAAUGGGUAAAUGCUACAACUCUUGAUGAAGCUCCAAGUGGUAUCCCACAAGACAUAUCGGCUCGAAACACCGGUUCUACUUCUUUCAUCGUCACAUGGAAUGAAAUCGACCAAGACAAACAAAACGGUCAGAUCUUAGGGUACCGAUUAUUCUACACCGGGUAUUCAGGUGAACGUUCCAAUUUAUCAAAAACAACCAAUGCAUCUAUUCUGUCUCUCGAAGUCACGAUGGUUGAGAGGUAUUCUUCGUACUGUGUUCAAGUGCUCGGCUUUAACAGGAAAGGGAAUGGCCCGUUAAGCCCGUGCGUCAAUGUCACGACUGAUGAAGCAUUACCAUCGAGAGCACCAGAAGUGUUAUCCAUUAAUACCUCGGCAAAAAGUAUGAAAGUAGUUUGGAAAACGCUCCCCGAAGAAUAUCAUCAUGGCGUACUACUGGGUUAUAAGAUUUUCCGUAAACGUUUUUCAUUAAAUCAUUAUCGUAUUGGGAGAUAUAAAGUUCCAGCCAACGUUACCAAAAAGUCUCUCAUUGCGAAACCUAAUACUUUGUAUUUGUGCCAAAUGUGCGCUUAUAAUCGAAUUGGCGAUGGAGUUAGGAGCGAAUGGAGGAACUGCUCAACACCGGAGGGAGUCCCUGAUGAAAGUCCACAGGGAAUCACGGCCCAUGGCCAUAAAACUGCGAUUAACGUCACCUGGGGUGAAGUUCCCGCCUCUCAGCGAAACGGAGUAAUCCUCGGGUAUAGAAUAUUCUGGAAAGAUUCCUUAAACCAGACUAAUGGGACACAGACUAUGAACAAUGAUACAUUCUCUCUGGAUAUCAAAGGACUUAAGAUAUACACUUCAUACUGUGUUCAAGUCCUGGCAUUUACUAAAGCGGGAGAUGGAAACAUCAGCGCAUGCGUUGACGUAAGGACCGAUGAGGAUGUACCAACAAGAUCUCCUACAAGCUUGGUCGGUCGUAGCUUGACUAGCACUUCUCUAGAAAUCAGUUGGGAAGCUCCCCCUAUGAAUACUCGUAAUGGAAAACUGCUAGGCUAUGUCAUAUCUAUCCACAGAUUCAAUCAAGCAUUACAAAUGAUCGAUACCCCAGUUAGUUUAACUCUUACUUGUCCACACAAUACCAGCAAAGUCAUAGAGUAUUUGAAUAUAGGGCUGUUGUAUUGUGUCAAAGUGGCCGUCUUCAACAAGAUUGGAGUGGGGAAUUUCAGCAAUUGUUCAAUGGUAAAGUUGAAGGAAGAGGUUCCUAGUAGGCCUCCUAGAAAAAUACAGAUUGUUGAUAGGACGGCAACUUCACUUCUAGUCUCUUGGAGUUCUAUUUACUGGGCAAGGCGCAAUGGCAUCAUCCUUGGCUAUACACUGAUUAUAAAACCUUAUACUACGAUAACAGCGGAAACGACAGCAACAACGACUACUACAAAUCCACCAACGACUACACUAUUGCAUUCAAAUCUAUUAAGAAGUGUUAGAGUACGCAGAAGUGUUAGUUCCGAGAUGGUCAUCAAUGUUGGACCGGACGUUCAGUCAUAUCUUGUAACGAACUUGGACAAGAAUACAGAAUACUGUGUACAACUGCUUGGGUUUAACUCAGCAGGUGAAGGCAACCAAUCAGAUUGUGUCUUGAGUAGAACCUUUGCUACAGACAACGUAAUUCCGCAGCUGACUUUAAGGACAGGCUCAACUUCUAUACAAGUAAACUUAAACAUCAGUGGUUUUAAUGAAUUGGUCUCUUCUGGUUUUCUAAUGUAUUACGAAGUGCAAUACAAAAUAAAAACUGUUUCUGGGAUCCCUGUGGAAGAGGGAGAGUUCAAGUCGCGGUUCUUCAAUGCUACCACCCAGACUAUUGUCCUAGACGGGCUUUCUCAAUACACGUCCUAUGUCUUUCAAGCAGCAGUGAUAACCAAGUCUGGCAGAGGGAAUUUCUCUCAUCCUGUGAUCAUUGAAACCUGCCAUUGUCCCGACAUCUUCUACACAAACUGGUACGUUAAUGCGCCAUUCACAAAGUUAAAAAGCAAUGAAAUCAGUGGAAUUCUUCCUUCGAUUCUAAAUGAUGUCAUGAGAACUGCAUGCAAGUACUGUGACCUUAACAACGGCUCAGCGAUGAUUGACUACUACAACGAUCACCAUGGCGACAGAGUGAGCAUGAAAGACGAUGUCAAUGCCAUGAAGGGGAACAUCACGUCCUAUAACCACAUUUCUUUUCCUCUGACUCAAAGAAACAAGGAGUUGAAAUAUGAAGGGACGUAUGUACCUCUGUUGUAUGUGCCUGGGCUGUUGGUGAUCGGUAGCAAUGAAUCGUUAGUCGAGAAGUACGCGCGGGUCGUGGCAGGGUCCGUAUAUGACAUAUGGCCUGUUGUCAUCAUCAAUAUUGUUACUACUUUACUGGCAGGGACGAUUAUUUGGCUUCUGGAACGUGGCAGCAACAGCGAACAAUUUACCGUGUCCACAAUAAAAGGAAUUGGAGAAGGAUCGUGGUGGGCCUUCAUCACCAUGACAACACUAGGUUACGGKGAUCGGGUACCGGUAACCCGUGCCGGACGUAUUUUUGCUAUUAUAUGGUCACUGGUCGGGAUAUCAAUAGCCUCCAUCAUGAUUGGUUCAUUGUGUGCUACCUUCACCGUUACCGUGGUAGAAGAGUACGGGACUGGGAUUGAAAAAGGAAUAACGGUUGGUGUAGUGGCACUCACACCUGAUGCUGAGAUAGCAGAAGAAGUGUGUCGAGGACGCGCGACUGUUAAGAGUUUUCAAAGUAUUGAAGAGCUGGUAACCGCCCAAAGAUCCGGAGAGGUGGAUAAUAUGAUAGUGGAUCACUUCACCGCACAGAAUCGUCUAGAUCUAUUUAACGGCACGUGGUACAAGAUCAGAAAUGUCAUCAAUCAACCGUUCACUUAUGGCGUACUACUGAAAGAGGAGGCUACCAAGCUAGAGAGAUAUUUCAAAGAAUACAGCGCGGUCAAUGUAUCGAAAGUCGUCGAGUUUGCAAAUAUGGUCGACAAGAGUGAAGAGGCCAAHGAAACGGAGCCCGUGCGACUGACCGUCCAGACCGAGACUAUCAACUUUCUCGACCCCUCCAGUUCGAUUUUCGGGACAACGUUCCUUGUGCUUGGCCUGACGUUGUUCUUUUUUUUCCUGUGUGGAUUUGUGUAUGACAAGCUUGUUACCAAGAAAAGAGAUAAAAAUGACUCUGAAUUGGUUGAUGAUUAUAGAGAACGACUUGAAGCAAUGAGAUCUCAUCUCCAAGAAUUCUAUUCCAAUGUUUGCGCUUUAAAUUCUCAACUUCGAACUCAUCACAACGAUGCGUUACGACGAUUACUUGUUCAGGAGAAAAAGAAAAAACCCCAAAACUCAGUGAUGCCUCAUGUGAACGUCGUAAAAGUCUGGUCUUGAAAAAUCCUUAGCUUCAUUGACAGAUUCUGCACGAUGGUAUUUGCACGGGACUUUGGUGACGGUUAUGCUUUGUCCCCGGGCCGUUAUCUUACGGCUUGCUUUCUUCCAGGCUCCUCUCUCUUGAAAGGCAUUAGGUAAGAGACUGGGGAAAAGUUCAAAGUGAUAUUUUUGAAUGGAAAGCAAGUCAGGAAGAAUAAAAAUUGCACAUCGCUAAUGCAUGCACUAUUACUAUGAACACACCGAAUCGAAAUAUGGCGACCAAUUUAAAUAACUAUUGUCCUAUCUGGUCUGACUUGCCUCGUGUUCACUUGGAAACAUAAAUGCGUUUCCACAUCUAGGAGAGGCUAGUCAGAACAGAACAAUAGUUAUUCAAAUUGGUCGCCAUAUUUCGAUUCGGUGUACAUGGUGGGUUUAAAAAAUAGAAUUAAAAUAAAGGUCAAUAGCGAUUUGCAGGCGAUGUAAUUGGUCAGCUCAUCAAUAUUUGACCAAUCACCGCGCGUUUAGUAAACUGGUCGGGCUUUCCAUUGACACGGCUUAACCACAGGAAGCCCACCUGGUUAAUUUUUUACAGUAGUGUUAGAAUCAUUCGAAUUUUCAUGCAAUUUGAAGAAACUGAAGAAUAGUAAAAACGAAUUCUUCCAGGCGCUCAAUGGAAGAUUAAAAACCACCUUGCCGUCCUGCAUUGAAUUGUGGGAAAUAAGUUGAUACGCGAACGAAGGCAUGACAAAGUUUAUCGUGCUCGUUAUUAGUUUUUCGUGAAUUCUGGAAAGAAAUGAUGAAUUUUCUUCAGCUUUUCAUUAAGUUCUUUUUUUGAAUUUUUGUUAACGAUUUUGCAUGAGAUAUUUAAAUAUGACACCGGGGUAUAGCCUGCCUGUCCACUGGAGGCAAUACGCAUUCGCGGGUCGUCUUUUAUACUCUCGUAUUCAAGGUUAGUCUUGUUUUUGUGCCGAAUAUUUAUAUAAAGUUGGGUAAAAUUUCAAGGUGUUUGUCCUAGGCCUCUUUCAGAGACUAAACCAACGACAUUUUGAAAAAUUAUCACAUCCCAUCGAGUUUAGCACUCAUUAUUUACUGAAGAUGGAAGCAAUCAUUUCCGAAACUGGUGCAUUUGAUAGAUGAGCCUGUAGUCACAGAACACAGCGGUGUUUUAUAAAUUUUAAAAAGAAGUAUUUCAUAAUGUAAUAUUUAUAAGUUUAUUGUCUUUUCACUUAUAACAAUAUCACUGCAUACAAAAUGUUGAAAUCUUUUUAAAAAGCUCAGAACAAUCCGUUUUAUUAUUCAACGUGUCGCACAAAUUUUUCAAAACGACAAAAGUGUACCUACCCUCCCCUCCCUAAAACUUUUUCAAUUGCGUAUGAAUAUCUUCUUUAUGCCCCAGUGUAAUAAGUUUCCAAAUAAGCUUUUGCAUACAACAAGUUGAAAUAUGUCGUCGGUUCGGAAAGGUUCAAUUAUCGAAGCCAAGGUCGAAAGUUGUUCUGGGUAAAUGUAAAUAACGAUAAUAUUAUGCGUAUAUCGCGUCAUCAGCCAUGACAGGAGGCACGACAAUAGUCUUUUUUCCUUGGAAAAAAAUAAUUCUUUCUCAUGUAAACCAGAUUUAUCUGCUCCUGCCUCCUAUCACUGUUUUGCCAUACUGUGAUGGUUAAAAAAUUCCUUUUUGCAGUUUUACAGUUCUUGAACAUUGAUUAAAGCUACCAAGCAUUUUGUCACACUCUCCGAAUACUCUCCGAACACUAUCCGAACACUAUCCGAACACUAUCCGAAUGCCAAGGAUAUCAACUACCCAGAAUACCCCUCGGUCUUAGCUUCCAUGAGUUUACCUGUUCAAACCGACAACGCUUUUGACAGACCACUCAUCUCAUUCCCUAGAGUUUCCUUUUAGUGAAUAUGGAUACGACUCAAACAAAGAAUCUUAUUCUAAAGAGAAUGACACGUGGUCUGAAAUGUGAAAGUAUAACGCCCAAGCUAAAAGGGCUACUUUGAUUAAUAUUGAUCUGUCUGUCUUUCUUGUCUUAUCUUACGUCAUAAUGCAGGUAGCCCAAACUCUUGACAUGAUUUCGAGAACUUACUUUGAAAAUUUGAAAAAUGAAAAAUUUCUAAAAUAUUUUACCAAAUAUGGUAUUUUUGGCGUUAUAUGGUGAAACCACCAGGAUUUCACCUCUAGAAAAGUUUAAGUAUAUUUCAAAGCAUUUGGUAAUUUACAUCAAGAGAUUGGGUUUCCCGCCUUUUAUAAGCAACCAAUUAGAAACUCGCACUAGUCAUUGCUAAGUAACCAGUUUUACAACGGCCUUCUUGCAUGCAGGGCAUUAAUCUUUUAUAAGACGAUCACGGUAGCGGAGAAGUUCACUGAUAAUUCCCGUUCAGCUGAUUGAGCUAUAAAAAAGCGUCCGAUCCCAGCUAAUAGGGACCUUAAGCUGCAGGACGGCAACGACGACGACGACGGCAACCAUACAAUAACACUAAUUGCGCUAUUCAAUAGAUACUCGUUGGAAUGUACGAAAU